Eruca vesicaria subsp. sativa (arugula) is the source of this 498-nucleotide messenger RNA. Lineage: Eukaryota; Viridiplantae; Streptophyta; Magnoliopsida; Brassicales; Brassicaceae. The record is from the annotation of a GenBank genome assembly.
AUGCCGAUUGAUACAUGUUCUCCCGAUCUACAAUUAAGGAUCCCAAUUUCAAAGUUUCAAAAUUGGUUUUACUAUCACUGGCUUAGCACUUCUUCCGUCAACCUAACGAUGAGCAGUUCUUCCUCCUCCUCCCGUCAAGAAGCCCGCAGGCAUGUGUACGGUGUUCCAACAAAAUGUUGGUGUGGCCAACCCCUCGAUACCUGGGUCUCAGAGACUAAGGAGAAUCCUGGUCGCAGAUUUUACAGAUGCCGAAUUGCCCUACAGCACAAAACAGAGAGCCAUCUCUUCAAAUGGAUAGAGGAAGCCCUUCUUGACGAGAUACGAAUUGUAGACGCCAAGCACAUGGAUCUACUUAAUGACUUCCAAGCACUUACCAUUAAAACACAAGCUCAGCUCGAUUCACAGAGAAAUUGGAUUGGAAGUCGUGAUGAACAGCUCAAGAAAGAAAUGUUGCAGAUGACUACAUCCAUCGACGAGGCGACAAAGAAGAUGACAUAA